AGCAGCCUCAGUUGCCGCUCCUCUUCUUGGCGGCCGCGGCGCUGUGGGGUCUGUCGCGCCGGUUACAGGAGCAGGGGAGGGGAGGACAGGGGAGCAGGCAAGUGGUGGAGCGCGGCGCUCCCCCUUGGCGGUCGCCCCUCCGUCCUCCUUGGCCAGCUGCUCGGCGGGCGCCGCUGGACUGACACGAUGGUGCCCUUGGCUCCAGGCGAGUCCCCGCACCAGCUGCUGGGCCGGCUGCGCUUCCUGAGCGAGGCGAUCGGGUGUUUGAGCCGGGCCGAGCCGCUGCCCGCCGCUUUGUGUUACGUGCCCCGCGAGGUGCAGUACAAGAUCUGCAAGGAUCCCAGCGGGCCCGCCUCAGCCUCAGGCCGGAGCCUGCUGUCGGUGUGGGAGAGCCCGAGCAAGGGCGGCAGCUCCGGUUCCGGCGGCAGGAAGGGCCCAGGCAGGGGCACCAUCGAGUUGCGCAAGGGAUCGUGCAUCCGAGCCAGCGGCGAGGAAUAUUGUAACGGGCACGGGCUUUGGGUGAAGCUUACCAGGGAACAGCUUGAGGAAUACCAGACUGGCUGUGACCUGGAGGAAGGCUGGGUACUCAUGUGUAAGCAUGCGGACAGUGGGGACAGGCUGGUACCAGUGGAAUCAACAGAGAGAAUCCAGAGGCAGCAGCAACUCUUUGGGAUGGACUUUAAGCCUGUGAUCAGGUGGGAGCAGGUGGUGGAUUUAACAUAUUCCCUGCAUCUUGGUGCAAAGCCAAAGAUUAUGGAGCCAGAUGUAGCUGCAGUAGAGAGACUCCGCUUUGUACCCCACACAUGGAGCUAUGAAUGUGACGAAGACUUGGUGCAUUUCCUUUAUGACCACGUUGGCAAAGAGGAUGAGAAUCUGGGCAGCAUCAAGCAAUAUGUGGACAGCAUUGAUGUCUCCUCCUACACGGAGGAAUUCAAUGUUUCAUGCCUGACGGACAACCAUGCAGAUACCUACUGGGAGAGUGAUGGGUCACAGGGCCAGCACUGGGUCCGCCUCAACAUGAAGAAAGGAACCAUUAUCAAGAAGCUGUUCCUGACUGUGGACACAACAGAUGAGAAUUUCAUGCCGAAGAGGGUGACUGUGUAUGGUGGUGAAGGAGAUAAUCUGAAGAAACUGAGUGACGUGGGCAUUGAUGAGACCUACAUCGGGGAUGUGUGUGUGCUGGAAGACAUGACUGCUCAUUUGCCUGUGAUUGAAAUCCGCAUUGUGGAAUGCCGAGAUGAUGGGAUUGAUGUCCGGCUCCGGGGCAUAAAGAUUAAAUCUUCUCGGCAACGGGAACUGGGGCUCAAUGCAGACAUGUUUCAGCCAGCCAACCUAGUGAGGUAUCCUCGCCUUGAGGGGAGGGAUCCUGAUGUGCUCUACCGGCGGGCCUUGAUCAUCCAAAGGUUUAUCAAGAUCUUGGACAGUGUUCUUCACCACCUUGUUCCAGCAUGGGACUACACACUUGGCACCUUCAGUGAGCUCAAGCAAAUCAAGCAGUUCCUGCUACUGUCCAAGCGGCGUAUGGUACUAAUCACCCAGUGCCUCAAAGACUCUGAGACAAGCAAACCGAACUUCAGGCCACGGCUCUACAUCAACCGGCGCCUGGCCAUGGAGCAUCGUGACAACCCAGCACUUGAUCCUAGCUGUAAAAACACUGUUUUCACCCAGGUGUAUGAAGGCCUGAAACCUUCCGACAAGUAUGAGAAACCCCUGGAUUAUAGGUGGCCACUGCGUUAUGACCAGUGGUGGGAGUGCAAAUUCAUUGCUGAGGGCAUCAUUGAUCAGGGUGGUGGUUUCCGGGAUAGCAUUGCUGAUAUGUCUGAAGAGUUGUGCCCUAGUUCAGCCGAGACCCCUGUACCGCUGCCUUUUUUUGUUCGCACAUCCAACCAGGGCAGUAGUACUGGAGAGGCUCGGGACAUGUAUGUCCCCAACCCAUCCUGCAAGGAGUUCACCAAAUACGAGUGGAUUGGACAGAUCAUGGGUGCAGCUCUACGUGGCAUGGAGUUCCUUGUCCUGGCCCUACCUGGCUUUGUCUGGAAGCAAUUGACUGGGGAGAAUGUGAGUUGGAGUAAGGAUUUCCCUGCUGUUGACUCUGUGCUGGUGAAGCUUCUGGAAAUGAUGGAAGUAAUGGACAAAGAGACAUUUGACUUCAAGUUUGGGAAUGAGCUGACCUACACCACAGUGUUAAGUGACCAGCGCAUGGUGGAACUUAUCCCUGGUGGCAGCCACACUGUGGUGCGCUACGAAGACCGCCUGGAUUUCAUCCACCUGGUGCAGAAGGCACGGCUAAAUGAGAGCAAGGAGCAGAUUGCAGCCAUGCAAGCUGGACUUCUUAAGGUAGUGCCUCAGGCUGUACUGGACCUACUCACUUGGCAGGAACUGGAGAAGAAGGUUUGUGGUGACCCAGAAGUUACCGUUGAGGCCCUGAAGAAGCUCACUCGCUUUGAAGAUUUUGAACCCUCAGACACCAGAAUUCAGUACUUCUGGGAGGCCUUGAACAAUUUCACUAAUGAGGAUCGCAGUCGCUUCCUGAGGUUUGUGACUGGAAGAAGCCGACUUCCUGCUCGAAUUUAUAUAUAUCCUGACAAAUUAGGCUCUGAGACCACUGAUGCGCUUCCUGAAUCAUCCACCUGCUCUAGCACACUCUUUUUGCCCAACUAUGCCUCUGCCAAGGUCUGUGAGGAAAAGUUGCGUUAUGCAGCUUAUAACUGCGUGGCCAUCGACACAGAUAUGAGCCCAUGGGAGGAGUGACACUACGCUGGGAUUUUGCCAAACAGAUCUUUUGUAGUUGCUACAUGGAAGAAUUUCUUACUCUCAUUCUACCUUGCUUCUGGCUCCAGGAAGCGCAUGUGUGUGUGUAUAUAUAUAAAUACAUAUAAUAAAUUCCCAAUUGUGAAGACAGAAUUCUAUUAAUAAGCAGGUACAGAUGUAAAAACUUGGGGUUGGAUAGGGCCAAAAAAUAAGAUCUUUAUGGUAGAAAGAAACAGCUGUUUAAUUUUGAAACAUUGUGAGAUUGGCCAGUUAGAUACAUAAUUCCAGAAUCUGAUAAUACUAGCUUAUUUUUCUCUGAAAAAGUGUCUAACAAAAACAUGCUGACUGUCGUAUUUUACUACAACUUUGCUGGUAAUUGCAUUUUGACAGACAUAUUUUCUGCAACUGUGA
Messenger RNA from Varanus komodoensis (Komodo dragon), 3162 nucleotides. It is a transcript of the gene HECTD3, whose product is annotated as HECT domain E3 ubiquitin protein ligase 3. Bases 187 to 2751 code for a protein of 854 amino acids. The transcript is spliced from 21 exons. The record is from RefSeq and is a predicted model, not a curated record. NCBI's taxonomy places the organism in Eukaryota, Metazoa, Chordata, Lepidosauria, Squamata, Varanidae. Gene Ontology annotation, molecular function: ubiquitin-protein transferase activity.